Molecule: messenger RNA, 1668 nt
Organism: Durusdinium trenchii
Lineage: Eukaryota; Dinophyceae; Suessiales; Symbiodiniaceae
Source: the annotation of a GenBank genome assembly
AUGACAAGUGAGCGGCGUGCUGAAGCCAAAAACAUGGAUCUUGAUGGUGAGAAUGACUCAACAGAUCCACUUGUUGAGGAUCUUGAAGUUGCAAUGGAUGAGUUGGAACUGCUUCAAGACAAGCUGGAAGAGUAUCAACAGCACUUCUUGUUCGCCGACUACUCUGCUCACAUGCGAUCUCUGGACAAGAACUGGGUUUGGGGUGAGAAGGAUGCUGAGACAGAGGCAAAUUUACACCAGACUCCAGUCCAAUCAGAAUCAGGGCAAGCUGCUGCGGUCUUGGAGGGAACAAGUGCAGCAAGCUGUCCUCCAGAAACUCAAUUGGAUGAUGCAGCUGAGGAGACACAAAUAGCAAGUCCUCCUCGCAACCAAGAAACUCAGGCAACAGAACAAGCCUCUGAAGUGAAUGCAGCUGAGGAGACAAAGACAGCAAGCCCUCCUCAAAAAAUGUCCGACGCCGAUGCUGAUGCUGAUCCAGAAGCCUCUGAGUUGGAGCGGAUGCAUCAUCGAUCUGCAAGCAUCGCAGAGCUGGAUGCAAGGAUGCCGAAGAAUGGUCAAGUGGAUGUGAUCAUGGAAGCGGCUAUGACUGCUGUGGCUGCUGGAUCAGUUCAUGCAGCCUUAUCUGAUUCACAGGUUGAGGAGCAGCUCGCUAAUGCCGACAUUGCUGGUGAUGUUGAUGGAUGGCGAAGCUCUUUGCCAUCGGAGAAAAGCAAGGCUGAGAUUGAGCGAAUUGUUCACUCUGUUGUGGACCACAAACACUUUAAGGCCUUCAUGGCUGCGAAGGUGGCGGCCAAAGAAUUUGAGACAGGCUACUCCUUUGGGUCCAAGGAUGCUACUAGAGAUCUUGACGAGUGGUUUGACUAUCUCAGUGCUCACCCUGACAAUGUUGUUACCCCUGACUGUGUGGACAAGGACAAUGAUGACAACUCUGCUAACAAUACAGCCACAGCCACCGGGGACUUUGCUACUUCAGGUCGCACAGAAGAGAUUGAGAUUGACCUAGAUCAAUGGUACAAGAUUGAGCUCGAGUCAGCAGGGCAAUCGCGGAAGUUGAAAUUUUGUGAGAAAGCUGCACUUGACACUUGGUUUGAGAUGGCUGUGGAUGCCGCUUUCGGUGCAUUGGCUUGGAAGUAUGGCAUUGAGUUACAGGAUGAAUUCCUUUUGCCCGAUGAUUCAGCCCCAGUUCAGAAGGAGCUUGAACGCUUGCAGCAAAAAGCACAGGUUCCACAAGUGGUUCCCUCAAAGCAGAAGUGGCCUACUUUGCAUCAACAGAUUGCUGCAGAGCGCGGUUUGAGCUACCCGGUGGAAGUAUCAGAGCGCUUGGCAGAAUCACCUUGGGUGGGGACCAUGCCGCAAAGAGCUAGGGAAGUCUUGGCUUUUGCAGAGCACGAUUCAUUGAAGCGUCCGGAAAAGGAGUUGAGGUUCGCAGAUAUCUACCACUCUGCAAACCGCUAUGCUGUGUCUUCUGGGAGGGAGUUGCUGCGGAUUCAAGCGGUGGAACCAGAUGAUGAAGAGCACUUGGACAAGUUCACAGAACAGCAACUGACUGACCUUGCAGGCAAUGAAGCAACUGAGUCUGAGUGGGGAGAGCAAGACGACAUUGACAAAAUGAUGGCAGAUUUGGCCAGCUUCGGUGCAAAAUGCGCCACCAAGCAGGGAGACCAAUAG